UUUCCGCACUGCGCAUGCGCAUUUCCACGGCCCGACAACCAAUCACAGUGAAGCGCGGGCUUUUUCGAGUGUUUUGGCGCGCCAACUCAAUCGAGAAGCUCGAAGCCGAAAGCUAACCUACCUAGGACGGACCCCAGCCAAAGACGCGGCAGUAGAGCAGCCAUGAUAGGAAGGAAGUAUACAGAUCUACGCCACGGGAGAACUAGCGCGGAAAACCUCCCCAGCCGUGGUAGAGCGGUGGAGGGGAGGAAGCUACGAAUUGUAGUUGAAGGUAACAUUGCAAGCGGAAAAUCUACUCUUCUCAGCAAAUUGAGCCGCAUCAAUUCUGUUGAGAUCAUGGUGGAACCUGUGGAGGAGUGGAGAAACCUAGCCGGGGGGAAUCUCAUCGGCCGUAUGUAUGAAGAUGCCAAGAGGUGGGGCUACCUCUUUCAGUCGUAUGUGCUCCUUACAAUGAUGGACCUCCACCACAAGCAAGUGGAGGCUCCAGUGGCAGUGUUAGAGAGAAGUGUCUACAGUGCACGAUACUGUUUCGUCAAAAACCUUCACAAAAGUGGAGUGAUGGACGAUAUGGAACACGAGUGCUACUGCCAGUGGUUUGAUCUUGUGACGAGGCAGAGUCCUCCACAGCUAGACCUCAUUGUUUACCUAAGGUCAUCUCCGGAGGUGUGCUACCAACGGUUGCAAGAGAGAGGGAGAAAGGAAGAAAAACCUGUCACUUUGGAAUAUCUUCAAGCUCUGCAUGAAUGCUACGAGGAUUGGCUGGGAAAUGAUAAACACCACAGUUGGCAUGGCAACACACCAGUGCUGGUCAUAGAUGGAAAUGAGGAUUGUAAGCUCAACAAUACUCUACACAAGAAACACUGUUCCAACAUCCUUUCUCAUCUCGGUCUCUCUGAAACUGUUGCAGCUUAGCACCUUUUACUUCAAUGCACAUAACACCAUGAGUUUUUUAUCCUCCUGC
Messenger RNA from Geodia barretti, 961 nucleotides. The record is from the annotation of a GenBank genome assembly. Lineage: Eukaryota; Metazoa; Porifera; Demospongiae; Tetractinellida; Geodiidae.